Molecule: messenger RNA, 4102 nt
Organism: Myodes glareolus (Bank vole)
Lineage: Eukaryota; Metazoa; Chordata; Mammalia; Rodentia; Cricetidae
Source: RefSeq, a predicted model, not a curated record
AGGAUAGCCAGAGCUUCAUAGUGAGAUCCCGUUGUUUUUUUGUUUUUUCUCAAAAAGAGAAACAAAAGAAAAGGAAAAAGAGUGUUUUUUUGUGUUGAAUUCUUAAUGUACAAGCUAGAGCCUGGAAAAGCACAGUACGCUUUAUGCUAUUGGGUCACAGUAUUUUCACUUAGAAGGGGCAUUAUAAGCCACAAGAUAGUGGUGGCACACACUUUUAAUCCAAGCACUUGGGAGGCAGAUGCAGGUGGAUCUGGGAGUUCCUUGCCAGCCUGGCCUACAGAGUAAGUUUAAGGACAGCCGGAUCUACAGAGAAACCCUGACUCAGGUGGGAAAAAAGUAAAAAGAAAUGAAAAGAUAUUGUAAGAUAAUAAUAGGCAGCAUCUUUUAAAUAAUUACAAUAACUCAUCUAUAUCAGAAAAAAAAUGCCUAGAGUAGUCUUUUCUCUCCUUGGUCAAAGAAAAGCACUCUGUCCAUGGACACAUGGCCAAAUUGUAACUUUUUGAUUCUUGUGUUUACUAUAUUUGAGUCCUGAAUUCUUUGUGUUGUUCUUUCUGGAUUAGUGAGCCUUGCACAUGAGAAAUAAAUUCUUCAUAACUCAUCUGCUUUGCUAACGAUGUUAGAAUACUGAAAUACUUGUAGACCAGGCUGGACUGGAACUUACAGAGUUCCAACCACCUCUGUUUUCCCAGUUCUAAGAUUAAAAGUGUGCACCCAUACAACCAUUCAAACUGUUGUAUUUUAUUUUGUGGUCUGUUGACAGUCUGCGAUGUGACUGUGGAAUUCUCCCAGAAGAAGGGACAAUGCCUGGACUCUGCUCAGAGGGCUUUGUAUAGAGACUGGAUGUUGCAGAUUUGCAGCAGUCUGGUUUCUGUGCAUGAGAAUAGUUUGCUUGCAGUCUCCCUUGCUCCUCCUUAGGCUUUUGGUAAAUUACUCUGCAAGUGUGUGUCCCUUUGAAAGGCUUUUAUCAUAUUCGGUCUAUGAUACAUUCAGAAUAUCAGUAGUGUAUGGUAUUUUCAUACCAAUCAUUUAGUUCCAUUUCUUCCCCUGAGAUUUGACUGAGCUGUGAUUGGAAGUGGCAUUCAAGUUAAGAUAAGUGAAAAUGCUUUCUCAAAAUUUUCAGUAUUCUAACAUUGCAUGACAAUUUGGAAAUCACUUGUAUAAUCCUGUAUUUAGUUUUCCCUUUACCUGCUGAGUACAACACUUUGUUAGAAAAGCACAGAGACUGGUUGUUGCAGGGUUGCAGUGAUCUGGUUUCUAUGGGCGAGACUGCAUUGUUUGCAGACUCCCUUGCUCCUCCUCAGGGUGGCUUGACAAAUUACCCUGCACGUGUGUGACCCUUUGAGAGAUCUAAGGCUUCUAUCAAAUUGGGUCUAUGAUAAAUUCAGAACAUCACUAGUAUAUAGCAUUCUUGUCCCAAUAAUUCAGUUCUGUUUCUGCACCUGAGUUUUGACUGAGCUGUUAUUGGGAGUGGCAUUCAAGUUACACUAACUGAAAGCGCUUUCUAAAUAUUUUCAGCAUUCUGACAUUGAUAACAAUUGGGGAACCACUGGUAUAAUCCUGUAUUUAGUUUUCUCUUCAUCUACUGAGCACAGUACUGUUUUAGAAACCCAGGUGUUUCCUGAGGAAUCUCUUUCUCAUAUGCAGGGUCAACUGAUCACCCAGACCUGCUCACCUUUGGGGCAGAACAAAGAGGCCUGGAAGAUGGAGAGGGUGGAGACAGUAGCUAAGGAUGCAGCAAGCCAUCUAUUCAUUGCUCUUGAAAGAGAAACUCAAAGAAGAGAAACAGAAAGGAAUGGCUGAUUCUCCAGUAAACUCCCAGGGUCUGUUGACUUUCAGGGAUGUGACUGUGGACUUCCUUCAGGAAGAGUGGGAAUGCCUGAACUCUGCUCAGAGGGCUUUGUACAUUGAUGUGAUGUUGGAGAAUUACAACAACCUGCUCUCAGUGGAAAACUAUUACAUAUGUGAUCCUGACCAUAAAUAUAUGAAGACUGAAAAAGAGUCUUCUCAGUGUAAUAAGCUUGACAACGUGCUUUAUGACCCUUCCACAUGUGCACUUUAUAGAACAAGUGAAACUUCAGAAAACUCUAAUAACUACAGAUGCUGUAAUCACAGGGAUGCCUCUGUUGACUCAUCAAACCCAGAUAGACAUGAAAGCAUGCAGACUGGAGAAGAGCCUUACAAAUCUAAAGACUGUGAGAAAUCUCUAAAUUUGUGUUCCAACAUUACUCAAGAUCAGCAACUCUAUACUGCAAAGAAUAAACACAGGCAGGGAGAAUAUGAUGACUAUUUUGACUCUACGUACAGUCUUGUGCAACAAGCAGUCUACAUUGGAGAGAAACCACACCAGUGUGGGAAAUGCAAGAAAUGUUUCAGUACUGCCUCAAGUCUCACUAUACAUCAGAGAAUUCAUAAUGGAAAUAAACCCUACAAAUGCAACUUUUGUGGCAAAUCCUAUAACCAGUGUGCAAAUCUUAGAAUACAUCAAAGACUUCAUACUGGGGAGAAACCUUACAAGUGUCAAGAAUGUGGAAAGUCAUUUCGACAGUCUGCAGCUCUUAAAAGCCAUCUGGAAAUACAUACUGGAGAGAAGCCUUAUAAAUGUAAGGAAUGCAACAAAUCCUUUGCCCACCAUUCCAGUUUCAGGAGACACCAGAAAAUCCAUACUGGUGAGAAGCCUUACCAAUGCAAUGAGUGUGACAGAGCAUUUACACACUAUGGAUCACUUAGAUGGCAUCAGAAAAUUCAUUCUUUAGAGACAUUUUACAAAUGCAAAGAAUGUGGUAAGUCCUUUCUUGAAUUAUCACAGCUUAAAAGGCAUCACAGAAUCCAUACUGGUGAAAGGCCUUACAAAUGUGAGGUAUGUGAUAAAUCCUUUACUGUGAACUCACAUCUUAAAAGACAUCAAAGAAUUCAUACUGGGGAGAAACCUUACAAAUGUAGGGAAUGUGACAAAUCUUUUACUACAUGCUCAUAUCUUAGAGAACAUCAGAAAAUUCACACUGGGGAGAAACCUUACAAAUGUAGGGAAUGUGACAAAUCUUUUACUACAUACUCAUACUUUAGAACACAUCAGAAAAUUCAUACUGGGGAAAAACAUUACAAAUGUGGAGAAUAUGACAUGUCUGUAAUUCAGGGUUCUGCUCAUAGAGAACAUUUGACAAUUCAUACUAGGGAGAAACCUUACAGAUGUGGAGAAUGUGACAAAUCCUUCACCCAGCGUUCACAUCUUAGCACACAUCAGAGAGUUCAUACUGGAGAGAGACCUUACAGUUGUAAGGAAUGUGACAAAUUGUUUACUCGGUAUUCCUACCUCAGAGCACAUCACAAAAUUCAUACUGGACAGAAACCUUACAAAUGUAAGGAAUGUGAGAAAUCCUUUAUGGACCACUCACAGCUUAGAAGACAUCAGAGUGUUCACACUGGAGAGAAACCUUACAGUUGUAAGGAAUGUGACAAAUCCUUUACCCGUAGUUUAAACCUUAGAAUACAUCAGAGAAUCCACACUGGAGAGAGACCUUACAGUUGCAAGGAAUGUGAGAAAUCUUUUACUACAUGUUCAUUUCUUAGAGAACAUCAGAAAUUUCAUACUGGAGAGAAACCUUACAAAUGCAAAGUCUGUGAGAUAUCCUUUAAUCAGAUAGUGCAUCUUAGAACACAUCAGAGAGUUCAUACUGGAGAGAGACCUUACAAAUGCAAAGACUGUGAUAUGUCCUUUAAACAGGUAGGGCAUCUUAGAACACAUCAGAGGAUUCAUACUGGAGAGAGACCUUACAGUUGUAAGGAAUGUGACAAAUCUUUUACUAGAUGUUCCUACCUCAGAGCACAUCAGAAAAUUCAUACUGGAGAGAAACUUCACAAAUGCAAAGACUGUGACAUGGCCUAUAUCUAUGUUUCAAAUCUUAGAAGACAUCAGAGAGUUCACACUGGUGAGAAACAUACUAUUAUAAAUGAUGUCACAUAACAUUGUUUUAAGUAUUCUCUACUUAUAAAUCCCAACAGUAUACAUAACAGAAGCAUAAAGAAACUUGCAAAGCCUUGAAAGAUACUUUAAAUGUUAGAAAAUAUCAUGGAGUUUAUAUUAAAAUAAAAUUCUGUAGUAGGA